GAGCUGCCAACAUACACGAUUUUGGCGUAGCAGAUACGAUUUCCAGGCCCUAAUUACGCCGCUACGCUUGACUUGAAUAUCCUACGCAUUACCCAACAAAUCGAAAAAUGAAUCGUGUAGCUGGCAGCCUCGUGCCUGUGUUGACAUCCAACCAGCCCUAAAGCUCACAUAUAAGCCGUGUGAAAAAGGCCCUCUCACUUGGACUGUUCCGUUUCCCCCCCUUUAGUUUGGAUUAGUCCAUGUAAUGGUUUGGCCCAAUAUCUAACGUCUCCGUAGUUGGUGACGAGGGCUGUGAGUUCCUGCUGCUGUAUUUCCAGUUUACCUGUGUUAGUGUGCGUCCAUUAAGAUGUAAGUACUGUUAAGUUGAUAUGUGUUUUGUAUUGACUGUGUUAUAAGAAUGUAUGAUGUAUGUAGGAGAAGUUGAGAGUUUGCAGCUGCAAGAGCUAACUAACCAUGCGCUCAUUUCUGCAAGUCAUGCUAACCUCAUUCUGCCAAAUGGGCACUAUUUAAAUAUCCCUGAGUUGGAAUUUGACAUGAAGAAUCUUAAUAUUUACCCUGUUGGUUAUGUGUGAUAUUAAGUUAAGAAAUCUAGCUGUAAUAAUGAAUAGUUCCAUGAACAUGUGCCUGCUACAUUUUCUCAUAGAAGCUACUGUGGCUACAGCCAUUGCCUUAUGUUGGAGUGCCAUCUAGUGGCCAAGUUUGUAUUGCAGAAGAUUGCAAGUUGAGUUGAUCUGUUAGCCAUGCAAUGUUAGUAAUACUUAUUAUUGUAUCCUUAUUUCAGAAACCACACACACACACACACACACAAGCAAAUGCAUGUAAAGAAAGUUUAAUAAAGAAAGAAAGAAGAUAACAACGUGAUUUACUGUCACUCAAUGGUGGAUUGGCAUCUGGAACAUUAGUUUAUAAUAGACGACGGACAAAGUCAUCCAGUCUAUUUUUCAAGCCGUUUUAUGAUCCGUCCCUUGCGUUGACAAAGAGCCAAUAGGAUCGGCUGUACUUCUUUUUUGUAAUACCCUCACUACUGUUACCAGGAUGCUAUGCUGUUUUGGCUCCCGCUGUUGAUGAAGAAUUCUAUUCAUGUAGACCAGUGCCGUGCGGUGAGCUCGUAGCUGGCUUUCAGAGUCAGAUAUGUGAAAAAUAUGUGAAGUCAAUAGAGUUUAUUAAAACAUAAUUCAAUUGGCAGCUUGCACAUUGACUACUGGUUGUUUUUCAUAUUUUAUCUCAGCAUUCUUCACACACACCUAUGAUAGGUACAACGAGUUGGCAGUUGGUAGCUAGAGAACUCGUGUUAAUAACUGGUAGGCUAAUAUAUUAUUUCAUGCGAAGAUGCACAGGCACCCUGAGGAUUUUUACCUUUACCCAUUGAAAUACAAUGAGUUAAAUCGGGGAAACUAUAACAUCAGCUCGAUAACUAGCUAUCAUUACAUGCGAAUUGAACGCUUCCAUUUAAAUCGUUUAGGUUAUUUAAGUCUCUUGAGCUAGCUAGCAUAGCAACUAGAUAACUAUAGCAACCAAAAAACACAACUUUAGCUGCACAGUUUAAUUUCUCAAACUCAGCUCACCAAUACAUUAAAAAAAAGAUCGUUGGGUUCAAAGUGAUCACAACGACGUUGUAUGAUGUUAAAUGGAUGACAGACAUUAAACAAUCCCCUCGGAAACACUCGGAUAUCAAUGUAAUCUUGGCUAAUAAUUAAACGUACUGGUGGCUUUCCAUUCGUCUGCAUUUGCAUUGUUGUAUUUUGUGGCAGAUUCAUCGGGGUAAAUCAUUAUGGUUACAUACUGUUACAUAUAUAUAUCGGGGUAAAAUCCAUCAAGCAUCUUUGUAACACAGCAGGGAGGCAUUAUACAGGAGGGAAUAUUUCCUCACUUGCAUCUUUGUUACAGAGCAGGGAGGCAUUAUACAGGAGGUGCUAAUUUCUCACUAGCUCCGCUUUGUGAGGGAUUGCUCAAUCUGACGUGAGGCGCCGCUCUUUGCCUUACCCCGCUUGUCUCCUCUGCUCAGGUCACGAGCAAAUUCAGCUAUUUUGGUUAUAAAAUUAUUUAAGAUCAUUGGAAUCAUACAAAAAUUACAUUUAUAGCACAGAUAAGUAGAACAUAUUAAUAUCUGGGUUUUUUUCAUUAUAUAAUUUAACAUAUGUGUUGUGUUUUUAUUAUCUUAAUUUCUAAUGGACCAAUGAUAAUUCGUGAAUACACUAUGCCCGCGAAAUCGCGGAGCGAGCUGUCAGUUGAAGUCUAUCAAAAAUGGAUGGUGAACGUACUUGUCCUCCGCUGAAAAAGCGGCGAAUUUCUGAACAGCGCUUCAAGCUAGAAUAUAACGCAGAAUGGCCGACCAUCACCCGGUCGAGGCUGGACGACUUCCACGCUUACUGUAUGUUGUGUAAGACAGAUUUUAGCGUGAGGCAUGGGGGCCGACACGACGUUGAAAAGCACAUCAGGACUGCUAAACACACGUCAUACAAGGCGGCAGUGGAAGCUACAAGGCCCAUCGCGGGCUUCUUUACGGUUGACAGUGACACCAGUGUCAUAAAUGCCGAAGUGCUCGCUGUGGACUUUCUGGUGGAACACAACAUCCCGAUCGCGGUGGCCGACCACAUCGGGCCACUGGUGAAAAAGAUGUUUCCGGACUCGAAAAUCGCUGGAAAGUAUGGGUCUGGUCGCACAAAGAGCAGCGCCAUUGUUGGAGCUCUUGCCAAGGAGGAUGCGUCUGUGAUCACGGAGGCAAUGAGGACAGCUCCAUACUCCCUAGCCACGGAUGGGAGCACUGACUAUGGAGACUGUAAGCUGUAUCCUCUUGUUGUGAAGUACUUUGAUCGAGGACUUGGGCGUGUUCUGACAGUACUCCUAUCUUUGCCAGAGUGUCAUGAGGCAUCUACUGGGCAGAACAUAUUCAAACUCAUUGACAAUGAACUUGAGAAACGUAGCAUAUCCUGGGACAACUGCAUGAGUUUUGGGGCAGAUAAUGCCAUGGUGAUGCAGGGACUCAAAGCUGGCACGGCAGGCUACAUCAACAAAAAAAACAGUGCAGUAUAUGUGCUGGGAUGCCCGUGCCAUCUAAUUCAUCUAGCUGCAGAAAAAGCUGCUGCUCAGCUUCCAGUGUCCAUUGAAGAGCUGCUGGUGGACAUAUACUUCUACCUAGACAAAUCCAGCAAGAGGAAACAGGGACUGAAGAAAUUUCAGGAUCUGUGUGGAGUGGAAAUGAGAAAGAUUGUUAAACAUGUAAGUACGAGGUGGCUCUCUUUAGAUAAAUGCAUCGCCAGGAGUCAGAACAGUCUGGGCACAGCAGCAAGGACAAGACCACGCAGAGCAGCAGCAAGGACAAGACCACGCAGAGCAGCAGCAAGGACAAGACCACGCAGAGCAGCAGCAAGGACAAGUCCACCCACAGUGUUAGCAAGGACACAUCAACCCACAGUAGCGGCAGCAAGGACAAUUCUCAGUUUGAUUUGCAGUGCGGUCCUGCCGAUAUUUGAUGAGGCCAACACUCUGCUGCAGCUAGACAAACCCUGCAUACAAAUACUACACAGGACUUUGACCACACAGCUGAAGAAUCUCUUGAACCGAUUUGUGAAGCCUCAGGUGAUCAAUGCAGCUGCUAAGGUUCACCAGGUACCAUUCAGGGAACCAAGCAACCAGAAGAGCAAUGAGACCUUGUUCAUUGGGCAAAACACCAGAGACUUCAUAAGAGAUCACCCUGAGCUUGAGGAGCUGCAGCUUGCCCAGGUCUUCAGCGCUGUGCGGGCAUUCUACAUGAAGGCUGUUGAGUACAUGGUGAAGAAGUUUCCCUAUGAUGACCCAGUGAUAAGGAAUGCUUCUGUGGCUGACAUGUCUGCACGGGACAGCGCAGACUUCAAUUCUGUGAGGUACUUCACAGGCAGAUUCCCCUGCUUGAAGAUGAGUGCUGAGGAGAUGGACAAGCUUGAGGGUCAAUUCAUGACCUACCAAACCGAUGCUCUGCCAGAAAGCAUCACCAGCUGUGACAGACCAGACACACAGUGGCACCUGAUGAGUCAGCUGAAGGAUGGAAAUGGCCAUCUCAAGUACCCUUUACUCUGCAAGGUAAUGCUGGCUAUCCUCUGCAUCUUCCAUUCCAAUGCAGACUGCGAACGCAUCUUCAGUCUUGUCACAAAAAACAGAACGGAGUUCAGACCUAGUAUGGGAAUGGAGACCCUGAGUAACCUCAUUACCCACAAACAAUUCAUGGUGGCAAAGGGGUCUGUCUGCUACAAGCAGGCGUACUCCAAGACAACUCUUGCCAAGGCCAAGUCAGCAACCUAUGACCAUCUAAAGUGA
Molecule: messenger RNA, 4293 nt
Organism: Eleginops maclovinus (Patagonian blennie)
Lineage: Eukaryota; Metazoa; Chordata; Actinopteri; Perciformes; Eleginopidae
Exons: 3
Coding region: 2245-4293 (682 amino acids)
Molecular function (GO): protein dimerization activity
Source: RefSeq, a predicted model, not a curated record